Exophiala oligosperma is the source of this 1425-nucleotide messenger RNA. RefSeq lists its product as uncharacterized. Bases 348 to 1328 code for a protein of 326 amino acids. Lineage: Eukaryota; Fungi; Ascomycota; Eurotiomycetes; Chaetothyriales; Herpotrichiellaceae. The transcript has 2 exons. The record is from RefSeq and is a predicted model, not a curated record.
CUAUUGUCACACUCCUCUAUCUUUCAAGGUUGCAAUUGAUUGAUAUUCUAUCUGCGUCUUGAAACAUUCACUCCAAUAUACAUAUUGCACGAAUGCUCUUUGUGCGAUGGGUUCGAGCUAUCCCCGCGUAUGAUCCGUUGCUCCCCCAAAUCUCAACCGCGGGUGAAGAGACAUCUUUCAAAGUUCAACCGAGGAUAAUGUCUCAAAGCACAAUAACCUAUUGAUUACUUCGAGAGCCGAAUGGUCAAGGUCAUGACUAGAGCUAUAAUGCUAACAUCGUUUCCAGCAUCUACAAACUCUUCCUCCGUAUACCACCCGUUCUACUCGCUCAUUGACCCGCAGCCACGAUGCCUCCAGCACCUCGCCAACCCUUGACGGUGCCAGAAUCCUAUACAUCCCUACCCCUGCAACAUAUCAAAGUCUCCCAUGUCCCUGAGUCCUCCCGUACCACGACACCAGUGAUUUUGAUUACCUUGAAUAGACCAGAGAAGCACAAUGCAUUCACGGAUGUCAUGCGGCAAGAUCUGGAGAGGGUCUACGAGCUUGUCAAUAUUGACCCGAGGGUGAAAGUGGUCGUCCUCACUGGCGCAGGAAGGAGCUUUUGUGCUGGCGCAGACCUCGACAUUGGCUUCAUAGGAGCCAAGGACGAGAACGGUGUGAUCAGAAACCCGAAGACAGAAAGAGACGUAGAUCACAGAGACGGUGGUGGGAGAGCUUCGCUCGCUAUACAUCAGUGCAGCAAGCCGACGAUUGCCGCUAUACAAGGAGCCUGCGUCGGCGUCGGUAUAACCAUGUGUUUGCCUGCUUGUAUACGGAUCGCCUACGCAAAAGCAAAGGUCGGGUUCGUCUUCAGCAGACGCGGCAUCAUCAUGGAAGCUUGCUCGUCAUACUUCCUUCCGCGACUGAUUGGACAUUCUCGAGCUUUGCAUCUAACCACCACGGGUUCGGUUUACCCAGCCGAGCACCCGUUGUUUGGAACCCUGUUCUCUGAAACUUGUCCCACGCCCGAAGCUACACUGUCCAGAGCCCUCGAGCUCGCGGAUGAAGUUGCCAAGAACACAUCGACGGUCUCGACCAAGAUGAUGAGAGAUCUCAUGUACAGGGGCCCAGACAGCGCUGAGGGAGCUCACCUCCUCGAUUCGAAGAUCAUUCAUGGUUUGUUUGGGAGUAAGGACAAUGUUGAGGGAGUGGAGAGUUUUCUGCAGAAGAGGCAGGUCAACUUUACUGGCCAGGUACCACAAGAUGCCCCUGAUGGAUAUCCCUGGUGGCAGCAGAUCGAUAUCGGUGAUAAGCCAUUAGAGAAGAGGCAGGCCAAGUCCAAGCUCUAAGCCGAAGUGCCUGCAACAGUCAGAGUCGGGAGUGUGACUAGACAUAUGUUGUAUUACAUAGACUCGCAAGAGCCAAGAGGACCGUCUCUCGCAUGGC